Molecule: messenger RNA, 5030 nt
Organism: Galleria mellonella (greater wax moth)
Lineage: Eukaryota; Metazoa; Arthropoda; Insecta; Lepidoptera; Pyralidae
Gene: cv-2
Product: BMP-binding endothelial regulator protein
Exons: 8
Coding region: 440-2464 (674 amino acids)
Molecular function (GO): protein binding
Source: RefSeq, a predicted model, not a curated record
GCAGAGUCUCGCGGCGGCCGGCUGCGGCGCCACCGGCCACGGGCCGAGCUCGACUCAUUUCGCUGCUCAGUGCACGCGCUGCCUUGCCGCCGUCAGCCUGUGUACCUGCGACACAAGUUACACUCCCGACACUACGUUUGACACUCACGUGAAAUCCAUCAAUAAACAAUACUAUACGCAAAAAAAAUUUGAAUGACCAUUAAAAAAUUUAUCGCGGGUUUUAGCCGACUCAUUAAUAAUUCAGAAGGUGCUUUUAUCUUUAUUAUUUGAAGUAACUUAACUUCUUCAAUAGUGCAUCGCAAGUGAAGUUAAUAUUUUUAACGGUACGGAGGGACGUCGCGAUCUGAAUUUAAAGGUGUUGCGCAAGAUUGGCGUGGCGCGAGGGUGUGAUGCGAGGAGCGCUGAACGGCGGGCGCCGGCGCCGCGAGUAGUUGCGACCAUGCGGGCGCCGCGCCGCUCCGCACACGCCGCCGCUGCCUGCCUGCUAGCGCUCGCCUUCACGCUCGUCGAUUCGGUGUCCGCAAACUCCGUUGUUAUUAUUGGUAAACGUGCUCCUUGCUCUAACGAAGGCGAGCUUGUACCCCUGCAAGACGCAAGACUCGUGCAAGAUUGGAGUAGCUGCUUCACUUGCAUCUGUAAGAACGGAUUUGUAGAGUGUCGAAACGGCGCAGAAGAGUGUGGACCGAUAGAGGACUGCGCUGUGGUAAUGCCACGCGAGGGUUGCUGUGCUCGCUGUAAGGGGUGCUGGUACAACGGCACUGAACAUGCUUCUCAUACGGAGUGGGGGGAUGAUGGCCGUGUGCUUCGCUGCGAAGCAGGCGUUGUCACCAUCUCGAAGCCAGAAUGCUAUGCGCCCUGCGAGCGACCAAAACAUCAGCGGCACACACAUUACAAUUGUCCUGUCUGUGAUGAAUGUAUAAUUAACGGACAACGAGUGCGGGAGGGGCGCGAUGUAAGGAUCCCUGAAGAGCCAUGUCUCUCUUGCCGGUGCGUGCGAGGUGCGCUGUCUUGUGCCAAGCGUGCGUGCCCCGUCCUGCCGUGCCAUUCCAGUCAGCAGUACACGCCGCCGGGAGAGUGCUGCCCGCGGUGUUCAGAUCCCACCUUUGAUAAAAUACUUCCUAGGAACACAAUUGCUAAACCGUGCAUUAUAGGCAAAGAGUUCCAUGCACAUCGUAGCAAAUUGCGCGUGGAUCCAUGCACAGACUGCACUUGCCUGAACGGGACCGCAGUAUGUUCGCGUCACACUUGUCCUGUACUGACAUGCGGUGCUAGAGCACUGCCACCAGCACCAGGAAAGUGUUGCCCUGAAUGUCCUCAAGUAGAAGAGGCAAAAGCCGCUUGUAUCAUUGGCGGUGCCGUGUAUCAGGAUGGCGAAACGUGGCAGUUAGAUGCAUGUAAAUCAUGUGAGUGCCACAGCGGGGAACCACGAUGUGCGAUGGAAAGAUGCCCUACUUUAAACUGUCGCCCGGAUCAGACGCUGCAGCAUUUAAGUGGUCAUUGCUGUCCUAAAUGCGUGGACGCUGAUGGGAUUUGCACAGUUUUCGGUGAUCCUCACUAUAAAACUUUCGAUGGAAAGUUUUAUAGUUUUCAGGGGUCAUGCAAGUAUCAACUAGUAUCCGAUUGCGUUAACAACACAUUUUCGAUAAGAAUAUCCAACGAUGCAAGAAAUACUUUACAUUCUUCGUGGACUCGUACAGCAACACUUCGAAUAGGUUCGACGAGAAUAAAUAUGGGCAGAAAGAUGCGAAUAAAAAUGAAUGGACGAAGAUUAAUAUUACCCUACAGGAUAGACGGUGUUGGAGAAAUAACUCGUACUAACGGAUCAGUGUUACUGAAAGCCGAUAUAGGAGUACAAAUUCUGUGGGACGGAGACGGUUUCUUAGAAGUGACUGUAUCUAGUAUUUACCGGGGCAAGUUGUGUGGUUUGUGCGGCAACUUCAACUCAUUGGCGAGAGAUGAUAUGCGAACUCGCGAUGGAAGACUAUUAAAUGAUACGUGGAAAUUUGGGAAGUCAUGGCGAGUAGGCGGGAAACACGCGUGCACGAGACUUCAAGAGCGGCCAAGCAGGCACUCUCGAUGUCAGCAGUCAAAGCCUGGGCCGCAAAGUGUAAAGGCACGCCGUCUCUGUCGGGGCUUCAAUCGGUACACCGCAUUUUCUGACUGUAGUGCAAAAGUGAAUCCGCAUAAUUAUCGGGAAGCAUGUGAAUUAGACGCUUGUAGUUGUACAGGUAUGAACUGUCACUGUGCUGCUUAUAGGGCAUAUGCUCGGGAGUGUGCACGUGUAGAUGCUGAGCCUCGGAAUUGGGAGCGGGAAGCGUGGUGUGCUGGCGAAAUCGCACCAUGGCUAAUCCGCGGCCGCAAGGCAUAUGGCCGUGUUGCGAAGGUGAAUGAAUCACUACCGAUAGGUGCGAUACCCAAACUGAACGGUAAUCGACCUCGACCACCGCCUCCUAUACUGCAUUGAGAAUUAUUGCAACAACAUCGCUACUAGUCAAACCUGCCAGUGUCGCGUGUAUGAGAGUAUUACAAGAAUGAACUGUUAAGCUGUAUGUAAGUCGCGUCGGAAAAUCAUAAACAGCUUUACUUGGAAGAAGAUCUAUCUACUACUUAACAGUAUUCAUGAGACUACUUCUAGUUAAGUAAACAAGUACAUAAUAAUAUUAAGAUCAACUUAAAGCUCAUUAUAUUAGGUACUGCCUCGCAAAUUUCAACCAGCAUCAUGUUUAAAUUAUACUUAAUUAAUUGCCUAUCCAAAGAUACGAGUGUGUAGAAAAUGUAACGUUCUAAUCAAGCACAAAGUACGUAUUUGUAGAUUUCUGGUACAUUGUCAGUAGGUUGUUAUUUUACUGAACAAAUUAGUUAUGUAAAUAAAAAUCUCGACUUUGUCUUAUAUAAUAAUGGUACUAAUUUUUAUGGCUUAUUAUGUUUCGUAAAUACACAUUAUAAGUAUUUCAUUGCAAACUUGGAUAUGUAAUCUCAUUAAAUUUCUGUUAUAAAAAUACGAGGACACCUUGAAAAAUGAACAUAAGUUUUAAAAAUAAUAUGACUGGAUUAAUUAACGUGUAUUUUGUCGAGCAUGCUUUACUAGUUUUGGGACCAACCAAAACUUAUUUUUGUAAUAAAAUUACUGGAAAUUUCACAUAUUAGUAAAAUGGUACCAACUAGAUUUACAGCUACCAGUAGAUAGUGAAAUAAUAAGUCUUUUUAAAAAAAAACCUAUUUGUAUUGAAAAGUAAAUUUCUUAAUAAUCUUUGUGUUGGUUGUAGUUUAAGUAACUGGCAGAUGUGCUUCGAGUUAAAUAAAUUACUAAUUUAUUUAUUACAUUCUAACGCUGAACGUUUCAAUAAAAUGUGAUAAUUAGCUUUGAACGAUAUUUCAGGCAGGAGAUGAACGUUUGGUUAAACAUAGUUCAAAUUGAGAUCUCAUCCGUAGGUAGUUCUUUAUGAAAACUUAGAUAAAUCUAGCUAUCCGAAGCCAAGAAGCUAAUGAAUUUGAUUGAAACACGGUAUGUACAUAAUACGUAACACAUUGAACAGUAAAUUUAGUUGUAACUUUAACUAAAGACUUGUUCUUAGUUUUUUAAUACGUUACCAAUGAAUUUUAAAUUUGACUUAAUAAUAUUAAAUAAUUUUAAUGAUUAUUAUAUACUAUUCAAUUGUAAUGCAUAUAAGUAAGCAUCGUCGGAAGAAACUUGAAUGGAGAAGUUAGAACUGAAUUAGAAUAUAAUGUAUAUUUUACCUAAUAGGUAUUUUGGCUGAGAAUGUUUUACUCAACCUUUUAUUUUUGUAAAAUAAUCUUAUUUAUAUUAGUAGAAAGUAUUUUAAUGUAUUGCGUCAUUGCGUCUUUUGAUAAUUUAUUUAUAUGAAGAAUGAAGAGAUCCUCUAAAUUUGUGUCAAAAAAUAUAUAAACUUCUCCAUUAUUAUUUUUAGUUAUAUAAAGAAAUUCUGAUAAAAUAUAUUCAUAUUGAGUAAUAUAAGUGCGAACUUAAUCAUGAUUUCCUGUACACAUAUUACUUCUAUAAAUAUGUGCUAAGUGCCAUUAAAUAUGGCUAAAUUGACAAAAUUGUGAUAAUGUAUGCUUUUAAUUGUCUGACCUUUUUAUUUAAUGUCCUAUCUGUACGAGUAUAAUUAGCUAUGUAUAAAUUUUCUCUCUCUCUCUCUUCGUCUCUCUCUUUCUCUCUAAUUAUAAUAAUAUUUUAAAAUUGACAUAUAAAUAGAUAUUGGUAUCUAGCAAUGUUUUUUAAACCUAAAUGUAUUCUUAUAAUUAUAAAAUACAUAUAGUGCUUAAAAUUUAAAAAUUGUUUUCACAUUUAAACAGCAUAUAUAUAUAUAUAUAUAUAUAUGUUUAUGUAUUAUAUUUGAAAAUAAUAAAUAGAUACAUGCAGUAGUUGGACGCAGCUAUCCUCGAGAAAGCCGCGUUUAAAUAACUGAUAAUGAAUUAUGAACUGUCGCUUAUAUUUGUUAAGUAUCCAUUCCUGUCUUUAUUUUUUAUCUACAUUAUUCUUAUUUUUAAGCAGGGCCUACGUUUUAUGUAGGCUUUUAAAUUAUUUGUGAGUUAUAUUUGGUAUUUAUAAGUAUUAAGUAAGUAAAUCGAAUUUUCAUUUUACUAUCUACCUAUAUAUUGUACUUAUCUGCAUAAUAAAGUACAAUGUUUUUGGAAGACUAUUAUUAUCAAUUUAUAUAUUGUAUUAAGUCUUUUGUUGUUAUUGUUAAAGCCUUAAUUUAACUUACGGGGUUUGUGAAAAAGUGUCAUAAAUCAUAUUUGAACAAACCACCAAAAAUUUGAUAAUCAAUGUUUAUAGGUAGGUAUUAUUUCAAAUGCCAUAUUAAUGAAAUAUUUAUUAAUGCAUAGAUCGAUCUAUGUAUCAUAUAAUUGUUGAAAUUAAAUUAGCAUGUAAGAAUGUCAUAACGUUAUAGUUCGCUUUAUGCCUUAAUGUUUGUAAAGUUAUUGGCCCAAUAGUUUACAAAGGUAAAUAUUGUAAACUAUUAAACGAAGAAAUAAUACAUAAUAAUAAAUAAUUAUAAAUAAAA